Aplysia californica (California sea hare) is the source of this 484-nucleotide messenger RNA. RefSeq lists its product as uncharacterized. NCBI's taxonomy places the organism in Eukaryota, Metazoa, Mollusca, Gastropoda, Aplysiida, Aplysiidae. The record is from RefSeq and is a predicted model, not a curated record.
AUCUGGUUAAUCAAUCAUAUUAUGGCACUUCCUACUGACAACUCUAGCUCUUUCAAAUUGUUAUUUUAUAUUCAGUCUUCCCUCAAACACGUACUUUUAAGCAAGCAAACAUUGUUCUGCACACCGCACAAAACACACAGUUGACAUAAUAUCUUUCCUUUCGCAUAUCUGUCAUUAGAUAAAGAGAGACGGCGGACACGUGAAACACAGAUGGGAGCCCUCCUUGGAGACAGGACACAGACAAAAUGCGGGUUCUUCGUAAAGGUUACAAGAAGAAGCUGCUAGUGUUGCUGUCGAUUUCUGUGGUUAGCCUCCCCCUGACCUGGCUGGUCGGCCACUCCCCACAAGAUGGCGCCACUGAGACAGCCCAGGAUGAACGGUGGUUCCAUCCCUCACUAUAUGGCGGGGAUGUGGCCCAGCAGGGGAAACUACUGGACUCCUGGCGAUACAACGAUCUCACGAACGCGCUUGAUCAUGCAUAUAG